Lates calcarifer (barramundi perch) is the source of this 2251-nucleotide messenger RNA. It is a transcript of the gene zrsr2, whose product is annotated as zinc finger (CCCH type), RNA-binding motif and serine/arginine rich 2. Gene Ontology annotation, cellular component: spliceosomal complex; U2AF complex. Gene Ontology annotation, molecular function: pre-mRNA 3'-splice site binding; metal ion binding. Lineage: Eukaryota; Metazoa; Chordata; Actinopteri; Centropomidae. Gene Ontology annotation, biological process: mRNA splicing, via spliceosome. The record is from RefSeq and is a predicted model, not a curated record. The transcript is spliced from 11 exons. The coding region runs from base 241 to 2130 and encodes 629 amino acids.
CUCUUCCUCUCCUUUUCAGGACCAAAACAACUACACAUGUAUUAAGCUAGCUAAAGUUUUCAACAACCUGGAAUUAUUUAGUUAUAUUACUGUAUUGAUAAACACAUAUCGAUUUCUGGAACAACUCAUCCAGUCAAGAGGAUGUUAAGAUUUGGUCUUAUGUAUUUUAUCUAAACGCUGAUGAGAGGAAACAGCGAACCAAAAUUAAUCGUGCUAACUAGCUAGCUGCCGUUAGCAGUGAUGGCAGCGUCCAUCCCUCCACCGAUCUCUGCUCCCGUGUUAAGUCAAAAGCAACGCAGAGCUGCUCAGAGGAAAGACAGAAGAAAACGGAAACGCCAAGCUCUCGCCCAAGCCAGGGAAUGUGAGCUAAAAAAUGGAGCAGUCUGUGCACCUGAAGAUGAAGAAGAAGUGAAUGAUGAAGAUGAUGAGGGCAACGAUGUUGCUGAAGCAGAAAGACUGCGGUUACAUGAAGAGUGGUUGGAAAGAGAGAGGCUCGCUCAGGAUGAAUUCAGGCUGAGGUCUGAGAGGGAGGAAGCUGCAAGGAAAAGAAAAGAGGAGGAGGAGCGGAUGAUAAAGGAGGAAUGGGAGGCACAGCAGAGGAAAGAACGAGAAGAAAAAGAGCAGAAGCAGCAGGAGAAACGAGACAGAGAGGAGGCUGUUCAGAAAAUGUUGGAUGAAGCUGAAAAUCAGCUAGAUAAUAGAGGACCGUGGAUGAACCCUGAAGCUCCUGUGACAGAAAACUCUGAGAACUUUGGGACAGAGCGCGACGUAGCCAACUGUCCUUUCUUCCUAAAGACUGGAGCAUGUCGAUUUGGAGACAGAUGUUCUCGGAAGCACGUUUAUCCCACAGCCAGUCCGACUCUGAUGAUCCGCGGUAUGUUUAGAACAUUUGGCAUGGAGGAGUCACGCCGCGAUGAUUACGACAUAGAUGCCUGUUUGGAGCACAGCGAGGAGGAGCUACAGGAGUCUUUCCUGGAGUUCUACCAUGAUGUACUGCCAGAGUUCAAGAGUGUCGGCAAGGUGCUUCAAUUCAAGGUCAGCUGCAAUUACGAAACACACCUGAGGGGAAAUGUUUAUAUUCAGUUUGACACAGAGGAGCAGUGUAAAGAAGCCUUCAUCAAGUUCAAUGGGAGGUGGUAUGCAGGCCGGCAGCUUCAUUGUGAGAUAUGUCCUGUGACACGAUGGAAGAAUGCUAUAUGUGGAUUGUUUGACAGGCAGAAGUGCCCCAAAGGGAAGCACUGCAACUUCCUGCAUGUAUUUCGAAACCCAGGCAAUGAAUUCUGGGAGGCCGACAGGGACCUGCACAUGUCACCAGACCGCAGCGUCAGGGGGAGUCGCAGAGACAGUUGGCAUUCAGAGCGAUAUGGAGACCGUUCGUGGAGGCAGCGUCACUGCAGCAGAAGCCCACCGAGAUCGGAGAGAUCCCACAGCAGACGGGAGGACAGCAGGCGGAGGAGCAGGAGUCGGGAGAGGAGGUCCUCCCACCAGGAUAGAGAGGACAAGUGGUCAUCCAGAUCCAGACACAGGGAUAGGAGUAAAGAUAGGUAUCGGAGCAGAAGUAGAGACAGAUCGAGGAGUAGAAGUAGAGACAGAGAGCAAGACAGGCUGAGAAACAGGAACAGAGAUAAAGGCAGGGAGCACAAGUAUAGGAAUAGAAGUGAAGAGAGAGACAGCAGAGACAAAGAUGAAGACACCCACAGAGGAGUGAGAGAGAGGUCGAGAAGCACAAGCAGAGAGAGGAAAAGAAACAAGGAAGGUAGAGACAGGAGCCCCAAGAACAAAAGUCUGAAAACUGACGAUGACGAUGAUAUGAACACACACCGCCGCCACAAACACUCUAAAAAGAGCAAGAAAAAAAGCAAGAAGAAGCAUAAGAAGAAAAGCCAUUUGCCUGAAGGGAAAACUUCAUCAGGAGAGUCAGAAAGGGAGAAAGAGUCAGAGGAAGAGGUGGAGAACAAUUCUGCAGUGAGUCCCAGUGGAGAGAUGAAUGAAACAGAGCUAAUUCUGAAAAACAGCAAUGGAGAAGAGAGUGUUGACACUGAGAAGAAAUUAAGUUCUGAGGUGAAAAGUGAGCAGUCCAACACAGAAAUACCAAUGAGCGUGGAAACAGUGAACUCUGUGAAUGUGUAAGGGGGUGGGUAAUAAUUCUUUUGGAGUAAGUUAGCAACCAUCACCAGUAUGUGCAUAUGUGAAUAUUUUGGAUCUACAUGGUUUUUGUCCCAUGUAAAUAAAAUAUAAAACAAAAGAUCAA